AUGGAUAGAACAGGGGGAAGACCAAAGAGGAGGGGUAAGGGAAGCAAAGGGAGGAUAGAACAGGGGGAGAAGGCAAGGAAGGAUGGAACAGGGGAAGAGAGGAUAGAUCAGGGUAGAAGGGAAGGGAGGAUAGAACAGGGUAGAAGGGAGGAUAGAACACAGGUGGUGAAGGGAAGAGAGGAUAGAACAGGGGAAAGGGAAGGUAGGAUAGAACAGGAGGAAAGGGAGGAUAAGACACUGAUGGAGAAGGGAAGAGAGGAUAGAACAGGGGAGAAGGGAAGGACGGAAGGGAGGAUAAAACAGGGGCUAAAGGAAGAUAGAACAGAAGGGAGAAGGGAGGAUAGAAUACUGGGGGAGAAGGGAGGAUAUAAUACUGGGGAAGGAGGGAAGGGAGGAGAUAACAGAGGAGAAGGGAAGGGAGGAUAG
Mya arenaria is the source of this 426-nucleotide messenger RNA. Its product is annotated as cilia- and flagella-associated protein 251-like. The transcript is spliced from 2 exons. The coding region runs from base 1 to 426 and encodes 141 amino acids. The record is from RefSeq and is a predicted model, not a curated record. NCBI's taxonomy places the organism in Eukaryota, Metazoa, Mollusca, Bivalvia, Myida, Myidae.